UUUUAGCAAUUUACUCCAUAAAAAAUUUGGUCGAUUUGCCCUAAGUUUGUCUUGAACGUAAACAUAAAAUGCUUUGCAUGUUUUAUUUAAGGAUACAUUGAAAUCUCAUCUCAGCAGUCACCACCAUAUAUAAAACAAAACUUAACUCCAUUGCCCAUUGGACACGCCGACGCUGGUGAGGUUGCAACAACAUGGAUGAGAAACAUAUUCCGAUACUAAUAUUCUCAUUCUUUCUACUGAAACACAUCACCAGUGCUAACGCCGACUGCUCUCCGGCCUCCUGCGGCCCCAACGAGCCACAUGUACGGUUCCCGUUCCGUAUCCUCGACCUGCAACCACCCCGGUGCGGUUUCCCCGGUUUUGACCUCUCCUGCGACGAACAAAACCAAACAAUCCUCCAGCUUCCAUCAUCAUCAUCAUCAUCAUCCUUGCCAUACAUCGUCAACAGUAUUUCCUAUCUCGAACAGUUGAUCUACAUAGAUCCGGGAUUCUGCCAGCCAAACCGAAUAGUUAGUGUCAACAUAACCGAUACGUCAUUCAGUGACAGUAACUUAAUGAUGCAGAACUACACUUUUUUCAACUGCUCCCAGAACUACAGUACCUUGUAUCCGGUUGUCGGAUUCCCUUGCCUAAGCACCGGAAACUACUCAGUAAUUGCUAUUGUGACCGAUUCAUAUAAUCCUGGAUACGUGCCUCUGAAUUGUGAGUUUAUGAAGAGGAUCGUGGUGCCGAUUCUGCCAAACGGUGUCCUAAGUCAGGAAUUGGAGUUGAUCUGGUCCACUCCCUACUGCAAAUCUUGUGAAAGGGAAGGUAAAUUUUGUGAGUGGAAGAGUGAUGAUGGAGAGACAGUUUGCGUUAGUUCUUCCCGCGGAAAAGGUAUUUCGAGGGGUGCUAUAUACGGAUUAAGCAUAGGCAUAGGUGUACCUACAUUGAUAUUUAUCAUCGGGCUUGCAUACUACUUAUCUUAUAAACGAAAAGGCCAUAAUGGCUCUCAUAACCAAAGAGUUGUCGAGGAUAAUUCUGGAAUGUAAUCAGUGUUUACAUUUUGAAUUCAUUCAAGGGUCAUGGCUCAAGUUGAAUGUAUUAAAGGGAAAGUUCAACAUCAUUAUCGUCAAAUCCGAUACGUUCAUCAUACAAAAUAACCAAUCAAUAAUUAAGCUUGAAUUUUUAUACCUUUACAUGUAUAUUUCUAUGUAUAAUAAACAAAUUUACACAAUAAAAACUAUUGUACGCUGUGUUUCAUUUCAUACAUUUACAUGUAUAUCUCUAUGUAUAAUGAACAAAGGGAUUAAU
Molecule: messenger RNA, 1293 nt
Organism: Lactuca sativa (garden lettuce)
Lineage: Eukaryota; Viridiplantae; Streptophyta; Magnoliopsida; Asterales; Asteraceae
Product: putative RING-H2 finger protein ATL21A
Molecular function (GO): polysaccharide binding
Source: RefSeq, a predicted model, not a curated record